AUGGACAAACCGCCUCCAAAUAUAGUAGCCCAGAGCUCCACCAUAAUCAACGGCUGGGGAAAACCCUACAACCCAAAAACGGCGUCACCCAACAACAUCUCGUUCAUGGCCUCCUUAAUCUCCAUCUCCGUCUACGUGUCCUUGGUCUAUAUCUGCCACAUCUCCCCUUCCCAGCUCCUCCGCAACCCCAGCUUCUGGUGGGUCAUCUCCAACACCUUGGUCCUCAUCAUCGCCGCCGACUACGCCUCCGUACAACCUUGUCAUGAUCACGACGACUCCUACGAGAUCAUGAGACGUACAUCCGUCCGCACCCGAUUCCCUCCCGCCAACGUGGCCCCCACCGCCGCAGCCGCUCCCCUCCCGCCCAUUCCGCCCCCGGAGCUCGUGACCAAGGAACAGGCCGCGACGUUGUUGGCGCCUUUCCCGAGGAGGACGCUGACGCGUCGGAACAGCACGCCGGAAGCCGCGCGUGCAUUGGCGAGGAGGCUCGUUUGCAACGAGAAGAACGUCGAUGAGAGCAGAAACGUCGUCCGGAGAUUCGAGAAGAUAGUUGUCACCACCCCACCGGAGGAGGAGGAAGAAGAAGAUUCCGGCCACCGUCACGAGGAAGACAGCGAUGGCGAUGAUGAUAGCGAGUAUGCGAAGCUGUCGACGGAGGAACUCAACAAACGCGUGGAGGAUUUCAUUCAGAGGUUUAACACGCAAAUCCGGCUCCAGAACCAGGCUUGUGAUUACGGGGAGCUAAUUCCUUCCUUAAUUAAUCAAUAA
Messenger RNA from Linum tenue, 768 nucleotides. The record is from the annotation of a GenBank genome assembly. NCBI's taxonomy places the organism in Eukaryota, Viridiplantae, Streptophyta, Magnoliopsida, Malpighiales, Linaceae.